Messenger RNA from Clavispora lusitaniae ATCC 42720, 573 nucleotides. RefSeq lists its product as uncharacterized. Gene Ontology annotation, biological process: protein transport; clathrin-dependent endocytosis. Gene Ontology annotation, cellular component: intracellular membrane-bounded organelle; AP-2 adaptor complex. Lineage: Eukaryota; Fungi; Ascomycota; Pichiomycetes; Serinales; Metschnikowiaceae. Gene Ontology annotation, molecular function: clathrin-cargo adaptor activity. The record is from RefSeq and is a predicted model, not a curated record.
AUGUUAUCUGGGCUCCUUGUUGCUAACUAUCAAAUGAUAGAAUACUCCGCCGGCCUUAAGCUAAAAUACCCUAAGAACCCAAUCUGCACUACCAUAACUCAAACAGUGGAACACCAGCUCUUCAUCUUUUCCAUGUCAAUACACUACUUCCUAAUACUUAACCGACAGGGGAAAAUCCGUCUCGCCAAAUGGUUUGAUAAUACCUUUAUGGACUCAGACAAGAAAGAAAUUGUGGAGGAUGUCCAUCGGCUAGUGUCUCUGCGGGAUCUGAAAUACCAAUCCAACUUUGUUGAGUUUAGGGGCAACAAGUUGGUUUAUAGGCGGUAUGCGGGGUUGUUUUUCAUCAUGCUGGUCGAUUAUGACGAUAACGAGCUUAGUUAUUUGGAGUCUGUUCAUUUUUUUGUCGAGAUUUUGGACACGUACUUUGACAAUGUGUGUGAGCUUGAUUUGGUGUUCAAUUUCUACAAAUUGUACCAGAUUCUUGACGAAAUAUACUUGGGAGGAGAACUUCUGGAAAUUCUGAAACAAAAGGUGGUGAGCCGGUUGACCCAGCUCGACGAACUAGCUACAUAA